CAAUUUUUGUUAUUUUUUUUUUCUUGAAAAGAAAGUUGACAAAAGUAUACGCCGACGAAAAGCACGAAUAAAAACAAAGUGGAUGAAUGAGUUCAUAUAGCCACCACCAUCGAAACAGCAAUAUAUUUCUUAUAACCUCCACCGGCGAGACCGCCGUCCACAGCAACGCAUCGUUAGACAUCGACACUCGCAAGAGGAGCGAUAACGAACACAGUUGCCGUCGUCGCCGCCGCUCCUGCUGGUGUAGAUUUGGUGUACUAUUCGUUGUAUAAAUUCUGAGAGUACCGGAUUGGUUUCGCUCUUUUUCUACCCAACCGUCGAGAAGUGUGGACGUGUUUCUGCUUCUGGCCGAAUUUUUCGCAUUUUGUGUUGAGAAUUGUGUGUGUGCUCAACUAACUAAAAAAAACAGCCAAGUGAUUUUACGGGUGCCAACAUAGUGUGCAUUUGGGAAUCUCCACGGCGAAUUCACGCAAAAUAUUGUGUUACAUAAAUAAAUACGGAGGACAGCAGUUUGUGAUCUACAAAUUACUUUUUCAAACGCUUUGUGCAAAAUUGACAUCCGCAUUUGGUGCUGGUACUGGUACUGGUACUGAUUCUGCUGUCGCUGCCGCCAACUUCAUUCCGCUACAAAAAUAUUUCUUCCCUUGUGAAAAAUCAAUUAGCUUCUCACUGCUUUUUACAGCUGCUACAACAACACGAACUACAUCAUUUGUUAAUCUUCAACAGCAUUUCCAAUUAUACAAUCGUUAUACGCAACUAAAAAACUACAAGAUGCCCCAAUCAUCAGCUGCUGUAACAAACGGCCACGCUAAUGGCUGCAAUGGAAGGAUAACCGAUUCCUAUGAUAUGGAAGAUGGACAGACAUUCCUCUUUACUUCUGAAUCAGUCGGCGAGGGACAUCCCGAUAAAAUGUGUGAUCAAAUCAGUGACGCUAUUUUGGAUGCACACUUGAAGCAGGAUCCCAACGCGAAAGUAGCGUGCGAAACGGUUGCCAAGACAGGUAUGAUUUUGCUAUGUGGCGAAAUUACAUCGCAGGCUGUGGUCGAUUAUCAAAAGGUCGUGCGGGACACAGUCAAACACAUUGGCUAUGAUGACUCAUCGAAAGGCUUCGACUAUAAGACGUGCAACGUUUUGUUAGCAUUGGACCAACAAUCGCCGGAAAUCGCUGCUGGAGUACAUAUAAAUCGCGCCGACGAAGAAAUCGGUGCCGGAGAUCAGGGCAUUAUGUUCGGCUAUGCCACCGAUGAGACCGAAGAAUGCAUGCCAUUGACUGUCGUUUUGGCACACAAAUUGAAUGAGAAACUGGCUGAACUACGUCGCUCUGGCGAAUUCAGUUGGGCGCGUCCCGAUUCAAAGACACAGGUCACUUGUGAGUACCUCUUCAAUCAAGGUGCCGCUGUGCCAAAGCGUGUUCACACCAUUGUCGUUUCCAUGCAGCAUUCGGAAAAGAUCAGCUUGGAGGACUUACGCAAAGAAGUUAUGAAUAAGGUCAUAAAAGAAGUCAUUCCAGCCAAAUAUUUCGACGCCAACACAAUUGUACACAUAAAUCCAUGCGGAUUGUUCGUCAUCGGCGGUCCAAUGGGUGAUGCAGGUUUGACCGGACGCAAAAUUAUCGUCGACACUUAUGGUGGUUGGGGCGCCCACGGCGGUGGCGCAUUUUCGGGCAAAGACUUUACUAAAGUGGACAGAUCGGCCGCGUACGCUGCACGCUGGGUGGCAAAAUCUCUGGUGAAAGCCGGCCUUUGUAGACGUUGCUUGGUGCAGGUCUCGUAUGCCAUCGGCUUGGCUGAACCACUUUCCAUCACCGUCUUCGAUUAUGGUACCUCACACAAGACACAAAAAGAAUUACUCGACAUUGUUAAGCGUAAUUUCGAUUUGCGGCCGGGCAUGAUUGUCAAAGACUUGAACCUCAGACAGCCAAUGUACCAGCGCACAAGUACUUAUGGACACUUUGGACGCAACGGUUUCGCGUGGGAGCAAGCAAAGCCGCUACAGAUCAAUUGACUAGACGCCGACGGAGAUCAGCUAACACAGCCACCGUGUGCUAAAAAGUGUAAAGUUGCGUAAUUAUUAGUUGUUAAUUUAAUUAUUUUCAUUUUAAUUGGCUUUUUCCUUGUUUCUUGAGUGUGCAAACCAUGCAAGAAAAUAAUUGCAAAUAAUUAUAAUAGAGGAAAACGAAAAAGCAACUUAUUAGUGAAAAGCGAAUGAAAAUCACAAAAAUAAAGUGAUUUUUUGUAAUCAUUUUCGUUCCUCUUUACUACCAAUAAAUAUAAUUUAGUUUUAGUUGUUUAAAAAUAACAGAAAUACGAAACAAAAUAUCCCAAUUCAAGUUCUGUACAAAAACGUGUCAACUAUUUUGUUGUAAUUUGUCCAUCAAAAUUUUAUAUUCAUGUUUAGAAAAUUGUUCAUUUGUAUUAGUGUGAUUCAAGCGUGAUGCGUCUGUGAGAGGUAUCAAAAAUUAUAAAUAAAAGCAUGUAUAUGUCAGCCCCCUGCAAUUUGUACUCAUACCAACAAUGAAUGUUAGAAAUUUUUGAGAGAAAACAACAAAAAAAUGGAAAUCAAAUACAAAAUUAUAAAUAUAUUUAAAUGCAAUAAUGUGACGCUAGUUAUUUUUAAACUGAAGCAAGAGAUCUAUCAAAUAUAUCUUAUUUAUUCAAAUUCAUAGUCUUAAUAAAGCUUCAACUUAUUGAUAUCAACAAAAUUGAAUUGUCUCUGUACACUAAUUGUAACUUCCCAAACAAUUCAAACAUUAAAGCAAGAACGUAAAUUUAAGAAGUAACAUAAAAUUAUGACAAGUAAUCCCUAAAAAGUGUUGAAACGCGCAACUAUGAUAAAAUAAUACUUUUUUGAAGACAGUUCCACUUGACCAUUUUUUCACUGAAAAUCUAUGUUGGGAGACGCGUAGUAUUACCACCGUUAAGCGAGCGAAUAUGCGGGUAUUAACUUUUUAUAAAAAUUUAAAAUAAAUUUGGUGCCUGAUGGCUGCACUUUCAAUAAAUACUAAAUGGGUUAAUUCUCUUGAAUUAAAUAUUAACAAAAAUGCAUUACUUGCUGAAUUUCCAAUGCUAGUUGUUGUUGUUGUUGUAGCAGCAUAAAAAUAACCCCUCGCAUGUACAGGGAAUGCUGCUGGAGUGACAGUCCUUGGUUGAGUAUAAAUCCGGCUCGUUCCGGUAACGCAGAACCAACUGUCGUGGGAACGUUAGCGGAGAGAGUUUGGGGAGACUACUCGGUUGAAGUGCCAAAGCGCAAAAGUGUUGAUUUGCGUCGACAGCCGUAACCGAAUGGGUUGGUGCGUGACUACCAUUCGGAAUUCACAGAGAGAACGUUGGUUCGAAUCUCGGUGAAAGAUCAAAAAUUAAGAAAAAGUUUUUUCUAAUAGCGCUCUCCCUUCGGCAGGCAAUGGCAAACCUCCGUGUGUAUUUCUGCCAUGAAAAAGCUCUUCAUAAAAAUAUCUGCCGUUCGGAGUCGGCUUGAAACUGUAGGUCCCCCCAUUUGUGGAACAAUAUCAAGAAGCACAUCACAAAUAGGAGGACGAGCUCGGCCAAACACCCAAAAAGGGUGUACGCGCCAAUUAUAUUAAUUUAAUUAAUUAUUAUAUAAAAAAGUGAAUAUACACUAAAACUACAACAACAGCACUAUAACUUAAAAAAUGUUUGAAAAAAAAACGUGACUUUUUUGAUAGAAAGUUUCUCUGCUUUUAAGUAUCUCCAGGAAAAUGAAAUGCUGAAAAAUUUUCUUCACAAAAAUAUUUUUUAAAAUCUCUUCAUCAAUUAAUGUGAAAAGUUUGCCAAUACUUUAUUACCCAAUACAUUAUUUGGCAUCUCAGCUAAAUUUAAAUUUUUACAAAAUAACAAUACCAAUAAAUAUAAUAACAAAUAAAACAAUUAUUUCGAUCGGUUGUAUGCAAAGUCGUCAAGUUCAGCUUAAUUUUAGAAUUGCUGUACUUUGCAAAAGCUUAUAAUCCCACAAAUUCCAUAAUAUUUUUAAUAAAUAGAAUAUCUGCUCCGAUCUUACUGAACUAUUAGCUGAAUGUGUAAUUUGAGUAGAAGAAAACAUUUCAUAUAAAGAAAUAGAAAAUUCAGUUUAUUCUUAUAUCCCCCCAAGACCUCAAUUGAACCGGAUUUACGUCCCACGAAGAUCUGGUAGUCAAUUCAGCAUCAUUUCCCAACAAUUUUUGGCGCGUAUUUUAUGUUGUUACAACAACAACAAAAAUAAAUUCAUCUAAGUCGAAAUAUUUUUGACUCUCGAGAUUUUCAGUGUCGUCUAAUUUGCCUGUGACCUGCACGUUUUCAUUAAAGCAUAAAAUAUAUCCAAGUCACGCUGGAUACAAGAAUUGUAUCUUAAGUUAGAACUGUGGAGUAAAGAAAUGCAAGGUGAUGCAUAAUAAAAAAUUCUAAAUUAUACCGCAAGCAAUCCAAUUUUUUGGAUACAAAGGGUUUUCUUAUGUGCAAAUCCUCAUCUUUUUCUUAUUUUUUAAAUUGCAAACAGCUGGAAUUUGUUUUACACAAACCAGUUAUAAGAAACCAAGUUGCCGCCAAACAAUUAAUAUGACUUCUGGGGAGAAGCUGUGGAACUACCUUCUGAACGUAAUUUUAUCAUGCGCUCAACCAUCGUAAUUAUUGCAAUACAGUGACGAAAAUCAAAUAGUAAUUUACAUAAAAAUCGAAUGAAACAAUAAAAUUGCGCGCGACUGCGUAUACAAAAAAAAUCA
Molecule: messenger RNA, 4711 nt
Organism: Anastrepha ludens (Mexican fruit fly)
Lineage: Eukaryota; Metazoa; Arthropoda; Insecta; Diptera; Tephritidae
Gene: Sam-S
Product: S-adenosylmethionine synthase
Exons: 8
Coding region: 772-2004 (410 amino acids)
Biological process (GO): S-adenosylmethionine biosynthetic process
Cellular component (GO): cytosol
Molecular function (GO): ATP binding; methionine adenosyltransferase activity
Source: RefSeq, a predicted model, not a curated record